AGGAGCUGUUUUAUUUAUGUUUAAGGCAACCGGCUUUACACCCCCCAACAAUAGAUGGCGACGGUGCACUUCAUUGACGUUGAUUGCAUUCUGCCACAUUACCCGGAAGAAACCAGAGCAGCUACAAAACUCUGUUGCCAUGGUAGUAUUACCUAGUGGUAAACAGGCAGGUGAAAUCGAGAAAUCCCCAACAAAGCUUUGAUGUAUAGUUUUUAAUAUGUGUAUGCUGAACAAAAUGUGGAUUUCUGUGAGGCAGAACUGACCACAGAUUAACGUUACCUUCAAUCAGUAGCUAAAAGAUGGCCUAUCUUUAAGUUAGCACGAAAGGGUAACUACAGUACCAUGUUACUGUACUGUAGAUGCUAGCUAGCUAGUAGUCUAGGUCUAGUUAGGACACCUAACGCGUUCAUUACUGAUUAGUUCGCCGACAGAAAGAGGGGAAACAGAGUUUGGUGAAUGUGAGUCAAGUGUUUACUUGGCUAGCUGUAGACAACCAUGUUUAAAGAUGAAACAAUUGAUGCCGUGGGUGUCGAUUCACUGUGGAGGAAAUCACAUCAGUCUGCACAGGACUCGAGAGGAUGUCAAACUCAACCACUACACACUGCGGAUGCUCAAAUACAGUCUCUGUCUGUGUCAGAAAGUGACACCCAGACUGACCCACUGGACCACCUCACGCAACUCCAUGAUGGUGACACACCAAAGUCCCCUGGGUUGAUGGAGUUCCUCCAUUGUGUUGAGGACAUGGUUGUCAAAGAGUUGGAAAAAAAUGCCAGGAGUCAUGCAUUUGAUAGAUUUGAUGUGAAUUGGGAAGAUCAGAAUCAAACGGUCUCAUGCCUACACCGCCUUCAAUAUCCUGAAGCCCAGGAGAGAGGUCUGCAUGUUACCAGUAUAUCCUGGAAUUGCACAGGUUCCGUCAUUGCAUGUGCCUUCGGUCGCAUUGAUGAUGGAGACUGGAUCACAGAAAGGUCUUUUAUUUGCACCUGGAACCUGGAUCGUAAAGGCCUCAACCCCAGGCGGCCUGACACAGUGAUAGAUGUGGCAAGGCCUGUCAUGGCACUUUCAUUCCACCCCUCCCGUCCCUCUCUCAUCACUGGGGGUCUUUACAGUGGAGAGGUUGUUAUCUGGGACACAAGUCGGACACAGGACCUUGUAUUGGCACAAACAGGAAUGUCCGCCAACAUUCAUAGAGAGCCUGUCUAUCAGGUUGGUUGGGUCCCGGGCCAGAAAAAAGGAGAACUUGAAGUUCUGAGUGCUGGCUCAGGGGGAAGGGUCCUGCUUUGGAGUGUGGAUGCGGCCAAGGGGGAGCUGGUGCUCAGUGCAGGCUAUGCCUUGGUCAAACAACAGGCCAAAGGAAGCGGCAAUGUUGGGGUCACUUCUGUGGCCCUGUCCCCCUGGGACCCAGACAUUUUCCUGAUUGGCUCAGAGGGCGGCUUGGUUCUUAAGUGUUCCUUCUCUGCCCAAACUCCUGCUGCCACACCUUCAGACUGCGAGAACAUAGUACUGCGAGCACCAAUCCAGUUUGCUUUUAGCCAACAAGGAGGUCCCAUCCAUUCCUUACACUGCUCACCUUUCCAUAGGAACCUGUUUUUGACGGGCGGCACAGAUGGCAUGGCCCAUCUCCACUCUUUGCUCCAGGCUGAACCCCUUGCCUCGCUGCAGGUGUCAGAAUCCUACGUGUUUGGGGUGCGCUGGUCCCCAACGCGGCCACUCAUCUUUGCUGCAGCCACAGGACAAGGUCUGGUGCAGAUAUUUGAUUUGGGUAGGAGAUCUUGGAAACCAGCAGCCACGAUUGACCAGACCACAGCCGGCCAACCAGUCUACUGCCUGGAAUUUAAUACUCGGCAGACACACCUUCUGGCAGUUGGCAAUGCAGAUGGCAGUGUCAACAUAUGGCACCUGAGCACUAAACUAACAGAGCAGGGGCCAAGAGAGACUGCCAAGCUAGAGCAACUGGCAAAUGAAGUGGCUGAAUGAGCCACAAACUGCACCUUUAAAACAAGAAGAGUAAAUCACAUCAGAGUUGGUGAUAAUUUGUGGUUCAGUAUGUUUGUGUUGUAUGUUGAAAACAUGUUUCCCAUUGAUCUGUUAAAUGACACUUGUUACUUGUGUGUCAGUCAUCAACACCCUUAUUUAUUUAAGUAAGAAGUAAGGAAUGUAAUAUAGUUGACUUUGUAAUAAAACCACACUGAAUAAACAAUUUCCAGUUAUAACCAGUCGCGUUUAUUAAAGCACUGCAGUUUAUACGGUGAUGUUACAGCAUUACUGUGUCUAUAAGGUUUCUUAAAUCCAGCAAAGCACAAGCUAAAAUAACCACAUUAAAAUGCAGACUUAACCACUAAGCUAUCAUUGAAGCACAAAGAGUGAAAGACUUGGAUAAGUAGGUAGUUACUGAACUAUACUAUAUUCUAGUGUCAGAUUCAUGCAGUUUCAGCCGUGUAAUUGAGUGUGGGGGACAAACGCAUCCCGAUUAGUCACUGGCAGGCAAGAGGAAGGAUCAAUUGACAAAAAGUGAGCGGGUGAAUUCGACAAAGUCGAAGGCCGAUGGCAUCUCACGCCCCUUGCUGUCUAGGAAGGGUUUCAUGUGAGAAAUGCAAUAGUCCGCCUGUUCCUUGGUCAAGUUCUUAAAGUAGAAGGAAAAUAA
Molecule: messenger RNA, 2641 nt
Organism: Osmerus eperlanus (European smelt)
Lineage: Eukaryota; Metazoa; Chordata; Actinopteri; Osmeriformes; Osmeridae
Gene: dync2i2
Product: dynein 2 intermediate chain 2
Exons: 9
Coding region: 496-1974 (492 amino acids)
Biological process (GO): intraciliary transport
Cellular component (GO): ciliary plasm; cytoplasmic dynein complex
Molecular function (GO): dynein heavy chain binding; dynein light chain binding
Source: RefSeq, a predicted model, not a curated record